Molecule: messenger RNA, 2490 nt
Organism: Sturnus vulgaris (Common starling)
Lineage: Eukaryota; Metazoa; Chordata; Aves; Passeriformes; Sturnidae
Gene: ADAM11
Product: ADAM metallopeptidase domain 11
Biological process (GO): proteolysis
Molecular function (GO): metalloendopeptidase activity
Source: RefSeq, a predicted model, not a curated record
GCUGCCGGCGCUGCCGGUGCCGGUGCCGGUCCGGUCCGGCGGGCCCGGGGCCGCGUGCGGGCGGGGCGGGGGCGGCGCUGCCGGCCCGGCCCGGGGCGGGGGGGCCGGACGGGACGGUGACGGUCCCCGGCGCGGCGGGCCCGGCGCGGCCGCUGGCGGAGCAUGAGGGAGCCAUGAGCCCGCUGCGGGGGUGGCUGCUGGCCGCGCUGCUCUCGCUCGCCCCGCGGGCAGGUGCUGCCGCGCAGGCCGGAGCUCUGCCGCGGAGGCUCCCGCGGGCCGCAUGGCAGGAAGGGCGGGUGGUCUCCCAAAUCACCCACCCCAGCAGGCUGGUGGGGCAGAGCUCGGGUGGAGAAGUCCCAAAGCAUCAGUUGGACACCAGGGUCAGGCAUGAGCCCGGAGGAGGAGAAGGUGGAGGACCCGGGCUGCACCUGGCACAGGUGAGCUUCAUGGUGCGUGCCUUCGGCUCAGCCUUCACCCUCGAUCUCCGGCUGAACCACCACCUCCUCGCCUCCCACUACGUGGAGCGGCACGUCGGCGCGGGCAGCAACAGCAGCCACAGCACGGGGGCAGGGGAGCACUGCUACUACCAGGGCCGGAUCCGGGGGCAGCCCCGCUCCUUCGCCGCUCUCUCCAGCUGCCAGGGCCUGCGCGGGGUCUUCUCGGACGGCCGAGCCACGUACCUGAUCGAGCCCCAGGCGGGCGCCGAGCACGGGCAGGGCCUUCGACCUCACAUCGUGCAGCGCGUUCCCAGCUGCCCCCGACUGGGCUGCCUCUUCCCCGCGCUGAGCCAGCGUGUCCCAGGUGGGAUACCAAAGCUGCGGCGGAGGCGGCAGGUCCGCCGAGCCCAGCACACGGUGCACAGCGAGACCAAGUACAUCGAGCUGGCCGUGGUGAAUGACCAUCAGCUGUUUCUGCAGCUCCGCAAGUCCGUGGUUCUCACCAGCAACUUUGCCAAGUCCGUGGUCAACCUGGCUGACAUGAUCUACAAGGAGCAGCUCAACACCCGCAUCGUGCUGGUGGCCAUGGAGACAUGGGCGGCCGAGGACCGGAUCCGGGUGGGACAAGACUCCCUGGAGACCCUGAACGAGUUUGUGAAGUACCGGCGCGAGGGGCUGGCAGAGCACAGUGACACCGUGCACCUCUUCUCGGGUCGGACGUUCCAGAGCAGCCGCAGCGGCACCGCCUUUGUCGGGGGCAUCUGCUCCCCUGCCCGCGCCGGCGGCGUCAACGAGUACGGCAACGUGGCGGCCAUGGCGGUGACACUGGCACAGACACUGGGGCAGAACGUGGGCAUGAUGUGGAACAAGCACCGCUCGGCCGCAGGGGACUGCCGCUGUCCCGACGCGUGGCUGGGCUGUAUCAUGGAGGACACAGGGUACUACCUCCCACGGAAGUUCUCCCGCUGCAGCAUCGAUGAGUACAACCAGUUCCUGCAGGACGGCGGCGGCAGCUGCCUCUUCAACAAACCCCUGAAGCUCCUGGACCCUCCGGAGUGCGGCAAUGGCUUUGUGGAGGCAGGCGAGGAGUGCGACUGCGGCUCGCUGGCGGAGUGUGCGAGGAGUGGGGGAAACUGCUGCAAGAAGUGCACCCUGACCCACGAUGCCAUGUGCAGCGAUGGGCUCUGCUGCAAGGGCUGCAAGUACGAGCCACGUGGUGUGUCCUGCCGGGAGGCUGUGAACGAGUGUGACAUCCCUGAGACCUGCACCGGGGAUUCCAGCCAGUGUCCCCCCAACCUCCACAAGCUGGAUGGAUAUUUCUGUGAGAACGAGCAGGGUCGAUGCUACGGCGGACGCUGCAAAACUCGGGACCGUCAAUGCAACGCGCUGUGGGGCCGCAGCUCGGCCGAGCGCUUCUGCUACGAGAAGCUGAACGUGGAGGGCACGGAGCGGGGGAACUGCGGGCGCGAAGGCCUGGGCUGGCUGCAGUGCAACAAGCAGGACGUCCUGUGCGGCUUCCUCCUCUGCGCCAACAUCUCGGGGUCGCCGCGCCUGGGGGAGCUCAGCGGGGAGAUCGCCACCACCACCUUCUACCACCAGAACCGCUACGUGGACUGCAGGGGCGGCCACGUGCAGCUGGUGGAUGGCUCGGACCUGAGCUACGUGGAGGACGGGACGCCCUGCGGGCCCGGAAUGCUCUGUCUCGACCGCAAAUGCCUUCCAGCCACCGCCUUUAACUUCAGCUCCUGUCCUGGCAGCUGGGACGGGAAGAUCUGCUUCGACCACGGGGUUUGCAGCAACGAGGGGAAGUGCAUCUGCCGGGCGGAGUGGACGGGGAAGGACUGCAGCGUCUACGACCCCAUCCCUGAGCCGAAGCCGACGGGGGAGACGGAGCGAUACAAGGGUCCCAGUGGCACCAAUAUCAUUAUCGGCUCCAUCGCGGGGGCCGUGCUGGUGGCUGCCAUCGUCCUAGGGGGGACAGGCUGGGGAUUUAAGAACAUCCGCCGAGGAAGGUACGACCCGGCGCAGCAGGGAGUGUAACCGUGUCCCCCCC